AUGGCCGCCCCCGCUCUCUCAGCCGGAUUAAUCGAUCCCACCAAACAAGCCGAGUACCCCAUUAUUUUGGGUGACAGGCUUUCAGGAAAAAAUGGCACUUCACUGUCGAAGCUGGUCAAUAUCCAAUAUAAUUACAAGACAAAGUCCGCGACCGCGCAACAAACCAUUACCAGAGCAUCGCAAUCGAGGGAUCACUACAACCUUACCAUUACGGACAAAGCGCCGAAUGCUGAACAGAAUACUUUAACAUAUUCUUACCAAGGUAGCAUUGACCCAGGGCAAGCUGUUUCAGAAUCCGAAGAGCGAAAUCUGGUCUUGGUGUUCGACUCCCAUCGAAAGGCCUUUGUCCUGGAACCGGUUACGACACAGCUCAAUUUCAACCUCCGCUCGGCUCCGGCGAAGACAGAGAAGCAAGUGCUAGAAAAGUAUGACCAGCUUCGGACUUUGCAAGAGGACGAUCAAGGCUCAGGAGACGAUCGGGGUUCAGACCAUGCCAGUGGGAACGACGAUGGUCCAGCAGAUGACACUAAUCCAUACGACUUCCGGCAUUUCCUUCCUAAGGAGAAUACCGAUGACGAUAAGUCGGUCUCAGACAACGCUACGCCAGAACCUCAUUAUAACACCAGCAAAGCCAAUACCCCAUUAAUGCCUGCGACUACCAAACCCACACCGAGUCCGAAGCCUAGCCCGAAGCCUCGUCCCAAAACCCAAUCCAAUCCUCUUCGUCUCCCAAAGCCGGCCAAGCCGGCCAAGCAUGACAGCGCAGGGACCCCCAAGACAAGCUCUAGGCCUAUACCUCGCGAUGAGGACGUGAAAGAGAAGGCGCCUGCUCAAGAUGUCGCAGUCGAAGCAGCCAAAUCCCCAUCUUUCGAAAAUGGAAGCAGCGCUUUGUUAUCCCAACAGCCAGCUCCUUCACCCGGGUCGAAUAUCAUCAUUGAUGGGGACCUCAUCAUUGAUCUGGCUCACCGCCACCUUCUCGACCUGCCAAAUAAUGAUGAUGAUGAAGAUGAGGAUAUCGAGGAUCUCCGGUUGCCCUCCCCUGCUGGACACGGAGGGAUACCUACUCGUUCCGGAAGGGUAGAGCCUAGUUACAACGCGCAAGCUGAUGAAGAUGAGGUUGAGGACGAUGACGCUUUGGCGGCAGAAAUGGAGGCUGCAUUCGAAGAAAGUGCUCGGGAAGAGGAGGCUAGAAGUCAUCAGUCAUUACACCAUUAUAAUGCUCCUAGCGAUGACGAGAGUGAGGUCAGUGAGGAGGAGUAA
Aspergillus nomiae NRRL 13137 is the source of this 1260-nucleotide messenger RNA. RefSeq names its product ELL-associated factor. Lineage: Eukaryota; Fungi; Ascomycota; Eurotiomycetes; Eurotiales; Aspergillaceae. The transcript is spliced from 2 exons. The coding region runs from base 1 to 1260 and encodes 419 amino acids. The record is from RefSeq and is a predicted model, not a curated record.